AUGACCCUGGGGCUGUCCGCCAGCCUCGGAGGCCCCCUGCUCCUGGCAGGCAAGGCUGCCACCGACCGGUUCCCCGCAGAGAUCGCGGCCGCCAUCCGUGCCGGCCGCAUCUCCCAGGAGGUCCUGGCGCGGUACCUGGACAUGCUGAAGAACCCCUUCCUGUCCUGGCUCCUGUCCUUCCCCGGCGCCCGCGCCCGCCUGCUGGCUGACCCCAACUUCCUCUUCAAGGUGGGCAUCGAGCUCGGCAUCGGCCUGACCAUGAAGCUGACCGCGGAGUACACCAAGCGCGGUGACGAGUUCCAGUCCCAGCUCGACUUUGUGCUGGCCAACGUCAUCAUGGCCCUCAUUGCUGACUUCAUGCUGGUCUGGCUGCCGGCGCCCGCCUACAAUCUCACCGGUGCGGCCCCGCAGGCCACCGGCGCACUGUCGCGCCUCUUCUCCGGCUGCCCGGAGAACGCCUUCCAGCGCGUGCAGCCGGGCAACCCGCGCUUCUCCCUGCUCCAGCGCGGCGGCGCGGUGGUUCGCAACGGCUCCAAGCUGGCCGCCGUGGGCUUCUUUGCCUCCCUGCUUGGCGUGGGCGUGACCAACGGCAUGGUGGCGCUGCGCACCUCGCUGGAUCCCACCUUUGUGCCGCUCAAUGCGCCCCAGGACGUGCUGACCAUGGCCGGCGCGUACGGGCUGUACAUGGCCAGCUCGGCCAACCUGCGGUACCAGGUUCUGGCGGGGCUGGUGGAGGAGCGCGGCAUCGAGACCUUGUUCCACGGCAAGCCCGCCGUGUGCGCCGCGCUGUCCUUUGCAGUGCGUACGGGCAACACCUUCCUGGGCUCCAUGCUCUGGGUGGACUUCCUGCGCCUGCUUCACCUCCAACCAAAGGCCUCCUCCUGA
Messenger RNA from Auxenochlorella protothecoides, 885 nucleotides. RefSeq lists its product as hypothetical. NCBI's taxonomy places the organism in Eukaryota, Viridiplantae, Chlorophyta, Trebouxiophyceae, Chlorellales, Chlorellaceae. The transcript has 5 exons. The record is from RefSeq and is a predicted model, not a curated record. The coding region runs from base 1 to 885 and encodes 294 amino acids.